Messenger RNA from Cladophialophora psammophila CBS 110553, 1815 nucleotides. RefSeq lists its product as uncharacterized. Lineage: Eukaryota; Fungi; Ascomycota; Eurotiomycetes; Chaetothyriales; Herpotrichiellaceae. The transcript is spliced from 3 exons. The coding region runs from base 1 to 1815 and encodes 604 amino acids. The record is from RefSeq and is a predicted model, not a curated record.
AUGCCAUCUAUUCAAAGUCGCGCCGUGCGCAUCGGGGGAUGCGAAGGAGGAAUUACAGAUCACCAUGGAGUUCUAGCACGCAUGGCCCAAAACGAAGAUGUGGACGUUAUCUUCGGCGACUGGAUGAGCGAGUAUAACAUGACCACUCGGGGUGUAGAGAAAAUACAAGACCCGACAGCACCUGGCUAUGAAGCAGUCUUUCUUCAAUCGCUGGAGCCCGCUUUGGAACACCUGGCGGCCAAAAAGAUCAAGCUCGCAGCCAAUGCCGGUGCUUCUGGCACUGAGCUCUUGACCAAGCACGUCAGGGAAAUCAUUGCACGGAAGGGUCUCGAUUUGAAAGUGGCUUGGGUCUCUGGUGAUGAGGUAAACAUCGAAGAUCUCAAAACCCUGCAAACGAAGGGGGAGAAAUUGCAGAGACUUACCACGGAUAAAGAAUUUUCGACCUGGGAAUUUGAUCCUAUUUAUGCCCAAUGCUACCUCGGGGGUCGAGGUAUUGCAAAGGCUUGGUCUGAGGGGGCAGAUAUUGUCCUCACUGGCCGAGUCUCAGACCCAGCUCCUGUCAUCGCAGCUGGCAUCUGGUGGCAUGGCUGGAACGAGGAGCAAUUGGACGAGCUCGCUGGCGCCCUUGUCUGUGGCCAUCUCAUCGAGUGCGGCGCAUACGUAUGUGGAGCCAACUGGUCGGGCUUCAAAUCGCUCGGAACUGGCAAAAGUAUUAUCAAUCUUGGCUACCCUAUUGCAGAACUUGCAAAAGAUGGCACAUGCACUAUUUCCAAAGAGCAGGGAUCAAACGGCGUCGUGACGACGGAGACUUGCAAAAGUCAGCUCCUGUAUGAAAUCCAGGGCCCUUGGUAUUUCAACUCGGAUGUUGUUGCCGAGCUCUCGAACAUUAAAAUGGAACAGAUUGGCACAGACAGAGUGCAAGUGUCGGGAGCAAAAGGGCUCCCGCCGCCACCGACGACGAAAGUCGGCAUCACUGCGAUCGGCGGCUACCAGGCUGAGACCCAUUUCUAUGUGGUGGGUCUUGAUGUCGAAGAGAAGGCCGCCAUGUUCGAAACCCAAAUCCGAGAUAUCCUUCCGAUCGAGAAAUACCACUGUUUCAGAGUGUCCCUCAAUGGCAGACCACCUGCCAAUCCGCGCAGUCAAGAAUCGGCCACAUGCGACCUCCGAGUCUUUGCACAGGCGCGAAAACUUGACGAUCUGCAAACUUCUGUCUUCCUACAGCCGGUCGUCGAUACGGUGAUGCAGACGUACCCUGGGGCGCAGUUCACCUUGGAUAUGCGCCAAGGCACUCCAAAGGUGUACUAUGAAUUCUGGGUAGCAUUGAUUCCUCAAGGAAUUGUUACCCAUCGCGUCCAUUUCUCAGACAAGACUUUCGAUAUUCCCAUUCCAACCAAAACCCACACUUACCUACGCCAUCAGCCAUCGUAUGACCCUGAAAACCCGCUGCCUCUGACGUCCUGGGGCCCCACAACUUUGGCCCCUCUGGGAUAUAUUGUGCACGCAAGGUCCGGAGACAAAUCGUCCAAUUGCAAUGUCGGCUUCUACGUCCGCUUCGAGGAAGAGUACGAAUGGCUGAGGUCGACUCUGACGAUUGCCAGGAUCAAAGAGCUUCUCGGUGAUGAUUACAAGGGCGGUUUAGUCGAAAGGUUUGAGCUUCCGAAUAUCUGGGCUGUCCAUUUCUUGCUAUUUGACCACCUGGAUCGCGGAGUUGCGAGCAGCAGCACUUAUGACAUUCUCGGAAAGAAUGUUGCCGAGUAUCUGCGAGCCAAGUAUGUUGAGAUACCAACUGCAUUCUUGGAAAGAAGGAAGAUCUGA